CUGAAGAAAUUGGUGGCAGACAUGAAAAAAGAAUGUCAGCUGAACAAUCAGGAUAUUCUGGAUAGACAGACCGUGGUGGAGGGCAAGCUACCG
This is a messenger RNA of Aplysia californica (California sea hare), 93 nucleotides long. RefSeq names its product ficolin-1-like. Gene Ontology annotation, molecular function: integrin binding. The record is from RefSeq and is a predicted model, not a curated record. Gene Ontology annotation, biological process: neuron projection extension; cell-matrix adhesion. NCBI's taxonomy places the organism in Eukaryota, Metazoa, Mollusca, Gastropoda, Aplysiida, Aplysiidae.